CCUCCACAUCUCUUCACAAAAUCCCUCGUUAAUUCCCUCUCUCUCAAAUCAAUCUUUGGUUUACCGUAUUGAAUUAACUAUGGCAGGAACCCAGAGCCGUGGUCAUGUUUUCGCCGGUAAGAAAAGAGGUACGGCGGCCGAUGACUUUGACGUGGACGAUGUUUUCGUGGCAAAGAAAUCAAUGUUGCCCACAAUGGCAACGGAAAGCGACCCUGCCGCAGCAUUGGCCAACGCCCGCCAUGAAUUCGGAGAGCAUGGUGGCGUUAACAUGUCCAUCGAAGCCUCCGCCACCUUCACCGUCAUGGAACCUGAAACCAUGAGCCGUAUGUUCGCCGGUGAACUCGGCCCCGAUCGUGAUUUCUUCAUCUACAGCCGUCAUUUCAACCCCACCGUCUUGAAUCUUGGCCGUCUCAUGGCAGCCCUCGAAGGGACCGAAGCUGCCUACUGCACUGCUAGCGGUAUGUCGGCUAUAUCGUCCGUGCUGUUGCAACUCUGCAGCAGCGGCGGGCACGUGGUGUCGUCGAGGACGCUCUACGGCGGCACCCAUGCUCUUCUAACGCAUUUCUUGCCCAGAGCCUGUAACAUCACGACCACGUUUGUCGACAUCAACGAUCUGGAAGCAGUGAAAAAUGCCAUCGUCGAAGGAAGGACCAAAGUCUUGUACUUCGAGUCGAUGUCGAAUCCCACGCUCACCGUGGCCAACAUUCCCGAGCUAAGCAGAAUCGGGCACGAAAAAGGAACCACGGUGGUUGUGGACAACACCUUCGCCCCAAUGGUUCUUUCCCCGGCUCGGCUCGGUGCUGAUGUAGUUGUUCAUAGUAUCUCCAAGUUCAUCAGCGGUGGGGCCGAUAUUAUUGCAGGUGCUGUUUGUGGCCCCGCAAACCUGGUGAACUCAAUGAUGGAUCUCCAUCAAGGCGCCUUGAUGCUUCUAGGCCCGACCAUGAACGCCAAAGUCGCCUUCGAACUGUCCGAAAGGCUUCCUCACUUGGGCCUGAGAAUGAAGGAGCACUGCCGCAGAGCCAUGGAAUACGCCAUCAGGAUGAAGAAACUCGGCCUCAAAGUCAUAUACCCAGGCCUCAAGGAUCACCCACAGCACCAGCUCCUCAAGUCCAUGGCCGACAAGGAAUACGGGUUUGGCGGGCUUCUUUGUGUCGACAUGGAAACCGAAGAAAGAGCCAACAGGCUGAUGCACCACUUGCAGAACUACACUCAGUUCGGGUUCAUGGCGGUUAGCUUGGGUUACUACGAGACUCUCAUGUCCUGCUCCGGCAGCAGCACCAGCAGUGAAAUGAACGCCGAAGAGAAGGCACUUGCCGGCAUUUCGCCGGGGCUGAUUAGGAUGUCCAUUGGAUAUAUUGGGACACUGGAGCAGAAGUGGAGCCAAUUAGAAAAGGCACUCUCUAUGAUGAAGGAUUCCACCAUGUUCAAUAAGAACUAAUGGUUCUCUGGUGCAAGGUCUCGUUCAUGUUAUUUCUGUUGUUAAAGACCGGUGGCUUUUGCUUUAUAUAAUGUUUUCUUUUAAGAAAAGUUGGCUAAUUGGCCUCAUACAAAUUUAGCAUGGUCCAAUUGAGCAGAUUUGAACAUGACGAGCAA
Molecule: messenger RNA, 1593 nt
Organism: Hibiscus syriacus
Lineage: Eukaryota; Viridiplantae; Streptophyta; Magnoliopsida; Malvales; Malvaceae
Product: methionine gamma-lyase-like
Exons: 3
Coding region: 80-1438 (452 amino acids)
Biological process (GO): transsulfuration
Cellular component (GO): cytoplasm
Molecular function (GO): carbon-sulfur lyase activity; pyridoxal phosphate binding
Source: RefSeq, a predicted model, not a curated record